GUAGGGAAGGGGUGGAAUCCGGGAGCGGUGGCGGCUGUAAUGGCGAUUUUUAGUGUGUAUGUAGUGAACAAAGCUGGCGGCCUGAUUUACCAGCUGGACAGCUACGCGCCACGGGCUGAGGCUGAGAAAACGUUCAGUUACCCGCUUGAUCUGCUGCUCAAGCUACAUGACGAGCGUGUGCUAGUUGCCUUUGGCCAGCGCGAUGGCAUCCGGGUGGGCCACGCAGUGCUGGCUAUCAAUGGGAUGGACGUGAACGGCAAGUACACGGCCGACGGAAAAGAGAUACUGGAGUACCUGAGCAACCCUGCUAAUUACCCUGUGUCUAUUCGAUUCGGCCGGCCCCGCCUCACUUCCAAUGAGAAACUCAUGCUGGCUUCCAUGUUCCACUCGCUCUUUGCCAUCGGCUCCCAGCUAUCUCCUGAACAGGGCAGCUCAGGCAUUGAGAUGCUGGAGACAGAUACAUUCAAACUGCACUGCUUCCAGACAUUGACAGGGAUCAAGUUUGUGGUGCUGGCAGAUCCCAGGCAAGCUGGAAUAGAUUCUCUUCUUAGAAAGAUUUAUGAGAUUUACUCAGAUUUUGCCCUCAAAAAUCCAUUUUACUCCCUGGAAAUGCCCAUCAGGUGUGAGCUGUUUGACCAGAACUUGAAGCUAGCCCUGGAGGUGGCAGAAAAGGCUGGGACUUUUGGACCUGGGUCAUAGGCUGAACCUGCACUGGACCCUGAAAUUCUGAGAAUCUGCACUUGGGGUCCUGCUGUUCUCACUUGGAAGGUGCUCCCAACAAUCAUGUUAGUGCGCAUGGAAAUGGGUAGAUGCUGAGCCUGAGGACAUGUACAGAUCCCUGAGCCUUAAAACUAUGCUCUUUUCCCUCUUGUACAUAUCACAGUCCUACUCCCUAACUCUGUACAGAUUUAUUUAUGGAGGAGAUAGGCUUAUGAAUGGCUGUAAUAAACAUUUCUUUGACCU
Orycteropus afer afer is the source of this 963-nucleotide messenger RNA. It is a transcript of the gene TRAPPC4, whose product is annotated as trafficking protein particle complex subunit 4. NCBI's taxonomy places the organism in Eukaryota, Metazoa, Chordata, Mammalia, Tubulidentata, Orycteropodidae. The record is from RefSeq and is a predicted model, not a curated record. Gene Ontology annotation, biological process: endoplasmic reticulum to Golgi vesicle-mediated transport. Gene Ontology annotation, cellular component: TRAPP complex.